Closterium sp. Naga37s-1 is the source of this 2325-nucleotide messenger RNA. The record is from the annotation of a GenBank genome assembly. Lineage: Eukaryota; Viridiplantae; Streptophyta; Zygnematophyceae; Desmidiales; Closteriaceae.
AUGCCUGCCCAACUGCCGUUUAGAGGUUUACUGCUUCUCCUCCCUUCUCUCUCCUUCUGCCCGUUGCUCUCCCUUCUCUCCCGUUAUUUCUUCCAGGCAGCGCCCAGAGCAGCCGGCCUGCCAAACUGGGAUCUGGCUGCAUUUCCCUGCCUGCCUGUCACCCCUUCAACCCCCCGCACCCCCUCUCUUCCCCCCCCAUCCUCUUCCAAUCUCUCCUACUGUCCUUCUUUCACCUCCUCAUGUGCUCUUUUCUCCAGGUUGCUUACUCAAUUGGGACCUGGCAACAUCGAGAUGGGCAUGCAUGAGAUGGGGAUGCAUGAGAUGGGGAUGCAUGAGAUGGGCAUGCAUGAGAUGGGCAUGCAUGAGAUGGGCAUGCAUGAGAUGGGCAUGCAUGAGAUGGGGAUGCAUGAGAUGGGGAUGCAUGAGAUGGGCAUGCAUGAGAUGGGCAUGCAUGAGAUGGGCAUGCAUGAGAUGGGCAUGCAUGAGAUGGGCAUGCAUGAGAUGGGCAUGCAUGAGAUGGGCAUGCAUGAGAUGGGCAUGCAUGAGAUGGGGAUGCAUGAGAUGGGGAUGCAUGAGAUGGGCAUGCAUGAGAUGGGCAUGCAUGAGACGGGGAUGCAUGAGACGGGGAUGCAUGUGAUGGGCAUGCAUGAGAUGGGCAUGCAUGAGAUGGGCAUGCAUGAGAUGGGCAUGCAUGAGAUGGGGAUGCAUGAGAUGGGCAUGCAUGAGAUGGGCAUGCAUGAGAUGGGCAUGCAUGAGAUGGGCAUGCAUGAGCUGGGCAUGCAUGAGAUGGGGAUGCAUGAGAUGGGCAUGCAUGAGAUGGGCAUGCAUGAGAUGGGCAUGCAUGAGAUGGGCAUGCAUGAGAUGGGCAUGCAUGAGAUGGGCAUGCAUGAGAUGGGCAUGCAUGAGAUGGGCAUGCAUGAGAUGGGCAUGCAUGAGAUGGGGAUGCAUGAGAUGGGGAUGCAUGAGAUGGGCAUGCAUGAGAUGGGCAUGCAUGAGAUGGGCAUGCAUGAGAUGGGGAUGCAUGAGAUGGGCAUGCAUGAGAUGGGCAUGCAUGAGAUGGGCAUGCAUGAGAUGGGCAUGCAUGAGAUGGGCAUGCAUGAGAUGGGGAUGCAUGAGAUGGGGAUGCAUGAGAUGGGGAUGCAUGAGAUGGGCAUGCAUGAGAUGGGCAUGCAUGAGAUGGGCAUGCAUGAGAUGGGCAUGCAUGAGAUGGGCAUGCAUGAGAUGGGCAUGCAUGAGAUGGGGAUGCAUGAGAUGGGGAUGCAUGAGAUGGGCAUGCAUGAGAUGGGCAUGCAUGAGACGGGGAUGCAUGAGACGGGGAUGCAUGAGAUGGGCAUGCAUGAGAUGGGCAUGCAUGAGAUGGGCAUGCAUGAGAUGGGCAUGCAUGAGAUGGGCAUGCAUGAGAUGGGGAUGCAUGAGAUGGGCAUGCAUGAGAUGGGCAUGCAUGAGAUGGGCAUGCAUGAGAUGGGCAUGCAUGAGAUGGGCAUGCAUGAGAUGGGCAUGCAUGAGAUGGGCAUGCAUGAGAUGGGGAUGCAUGAGAUGGGCAUGCAUGAGAUGGGCAUGCAUGAGAUGGGCAUGCAUGAGAUGGGCAUGCAUGAGAUGGGGAUGCAUGAGAUGGGGAUGCAUGAGAUGGGGAUGCAUGAGAUGGGGAUGCAUGAGAAGGGGAUGCAUGAGAUGGGCAUGCAUGAGAUGGGCAUGCAUGAGAUGGGCAUGCAUGAGAUGGGCAUGCAUGAGAUGGGCAUGCAUGAGAUGGGCAUGCAUGAGAUGGGCAUGCAUGAGAUGGGCAUGCAUGAGAUGGGCAUGCAUGAGAUGGGCAUGCAUGAGAUGGGCAUGCAUGAGAUGGGCAUGCAUGAGAUGGGCAUGCAUGAGAUGGGCAUGCAUGAGAUGGGCAUGCAUGAGAUGGGGAUGCAUGAGAUGGGGAUGCAUGAGAUGGGGAUGCAUGAGAUGGGCAUGCAUGAGAUGGGCAUGCAUGAGAUGGGGAUGCAUGAGAUGGGCAUGCAUGAGAUGGGCAUGCAUGAGAUGGCAUGCAUGAGAUGGGGAUGCAUGAGAUGGGGAUGCAUGAGAUGGGCAUGCAUGAGAUGGAAGUGCAACAGUGCUCUCACCUCCCUCAUGGCCCUCCCGACUGCCUCCGUGUUGUGUCUCCCCUUGCCCACCUGUCAAAGCAGCAUUGGGAAGUGGCAGCAUGGCCCUGCCUGCGCAUCAGUCAGCCGUUCAGAGGCUCAAUGCUUCCCCUACCUUCCUCUCUCACACUACCUGUUUCUCCCCCUCUACUCCCCUUCUUGUUUCAAGCAGCAGCCAGAGCACCCGGCCUCCCCAACUGGGACAUAG